UGGCCGAGGGCCCGUCACGUGCUCCUCCUCCGAGUUUCCCCCGACAGCUGAGCCGCAGCAGCAGCAGCUAAAUGCGUCUGUUCGCCUGCAUCAUCGCAGCGUUUCCACUCGGAACUGUCACAACUUCCACAACAUGGGCGACAAGAAGAGUCCCACCAGGCCGAAGCGGCAGUCCAAGCCCUCCGCAGACGACGCGUACUGGGACUGUAGCGUGUGCACGUUCAGGAACAGCGCUGAGGCGUUCAAGUGCAUGAUGUGUGAUGUCAGGAAGGGCACGUCAACACGAAAACCACGGCCAGUUUCUCAGCUGGUUGCACAGCAAGCAAAUCAACAGUUUGCACCACCCACACUGCCAAAAAAGGACAAGAAAGAGAAAUCAGAGAAAGACAAGAGCGAUAAAGAACCAACACUGAAAAAGAAAAGCAAUAAAAAGAUCAGGCCAAGGUUAAAAAACAUAGACAGGAGCAGCGCUCAGCAUUUAGAGGUCACAGUUGGAGAUCUGACUGUAAUAAUCACAGACUUUAAGGAGAAAGCCAAACCCACACCCACUUCUACAAAUGCUGCCUCCGCAGAACAACACAGUCAAAGUGGCUCAAGCUCUGAUAACACUGAACAAGGUGUCUCCAGGUGCUCCUCACCCCGGGGAGAAGGCUCGUUGGUCAACGGAGAGACUCACUAACCUUCACACUCCCAUUCAGCACAAGUGAUUCUUCUGCACUCUCAACAGCCUCAACCAGAGAUUAAACUUCAUGCACAUCUUUUUUUAGAAUACUUUAAAAGCCAGUACGAUAGCAUUUACUUCCAUCUGAGGUUGUAUUUUUCACGGCCCUCCCAUAAGGAUUCAGGAUAUCAGAACUGUAAUAGAAAGAAGUAAUGGAUGUUGGUGGAGCUGUAGCACAUGAUGUGGUCUGGGGACUUUUCCUCUCCCACCUCACAGUUAUGUUAGCAUCACACUCGGGCCUUGUUCAGACUUGGUUAUAUCUUUCGUUACAGGUGAUCUGAUCACAACUGGACAGCUCAAUGUACAGUUGUGAAUGCGGUUAGACCACAUUCCUUUAGCAGUGUGAAUGUAAAUGUCUCCUGAGCCAUGUUGACGGACCACCUACUCAGCUUGCGUCCUCUGACCCGCUACAGCUUCAUAACGAAUUGAAAGAAUUUUUGCACUUUUCAAGCUGUUUAUAAACAAACUCCCCGAAAUGUCUAGAAAAUUUGGUCAAGAUAUUAACCGGGGUUUCCCUUUUGCAUAUGAAGAAUGCAGCAGGAGAUAAUCUGGGUCAAAUGCGUUCACAACAACAUGGGCAUUUCGGGAACAUUCAGGUGGGGGUGGCACCUUGGAAGAGCCUGCAGGGGGCAGGACAUGACAUAUAUAUUCUGCUGCAAAAAGCUCAGUGAUCUUGUUUAUAGCAAAUCGACACCAGCGUUGGCCUUUACAACCAAAAGCUCUCAAAUCUCAUUCCUUGUCCAAGUUGACAUCUUUGUCAGCAUCUUCUUAUUCUUUUGCAUCCUCAGGUUUUUGUAUUCUUCCAGUUUUGUUCUGUUACGUGUUAGAAAUGUCAUCAACAUGCCCAAAUGCUCGCUGUGAACUUUUCCCUGCUGUAUUUUCACAUGAGCUCACUCUGAUAUUCUACUGGGGGGCUGGCAGGAAAAGUUCCAGAAAAUGUCUAGAGCAACUUACUGGGACAUUUAUGUUUCUCCCAGCCCCUCUGGAAGAUUUCAGGAAAUUGUCUCGUUCAUGUCUGAAAACAGGCUCUCACUAACACAUGAACAACAGACACAUCUGUUUAGUCAGAGUAGGUGGAAACAACAUGAUUUGGUCUUUAAAAUUAGAAAUGAAAUGUGUUUCUAUUUGCAUAUAGAGCAGGUAGGUGAGAUCUUAUCGAAAGACGUCUCUGGAGACACAUGAAGAUGCAUUCUAUAGUCAGGUAUGAACUGACGUCCUCAGAGCUGUCCACUUGUGAUCAUAUCUCUGAGAUGCAAGUUAAUUCCAAAUCUGAACAGGUUCUUGGUUUGUCAUAGCUGAUGAGAAUAAAUGAUGCAUUGUGAAAGAAAAUGUGAAGAAGUCCUCGGAGAAUUGUAGUUUAUCCUUAUAUUUUGUUAUUAAUUGCACUUAAUGGCAUCCUGUGUUCAUGAUAACACGUCUUAGCAUUAUUUCCACUUUGCCAUUAACAGUAAAUCAUAACACUGUUGGUUACUGGCCUUAUCCAGCUCUCAUUUUAUGACAUUGGAUGCAAUAAUUGUUUCACUGUCCAACAUUUGAGUAAAGAUAUUGGAACAGUUGUUCUAAGUAUGCUUCUCUUUCACUUUGUUGAGUUGAGCAUGAUGUAAUCUAUAGAAUGAUUUAUAUUGUACAAUAAUGUCGAAUAAAAUAAGCUGUAGAUA
Messenger RNA from Pleuronectes platessa (European plaice), 2379 nucleotides. Its product is annotated as YY1-associated factor 2. Gene Ontology annotation, molecular function: DNA binding; transcription coregulator activity. Gene Ontology annotation, biological process: positive regulation of DNA-templated transcription. The transcript has 4 exons. Gene Ontology annotation, cellular component: nucleus. Bases 134 to 679 code for a protein of 181 amino acids. The record is from RefSeq and is a predicted model, not a curated record. NCBI's taxonomy places the organism in Eukaryota, Metazoa, Chordata, Actinopteri, Pleuronectiformes, Pleuronectidae.